UUGAAGUGGCUCUGACCUCCUCAGCUCAGUGGCAGACCCCACUCCCCCAGGCCCUUCCUGCCCCUCCCACAAACAGCUUGCAGGCUCCCAGAGGGAGGGGUGGGGAGGAGAUCCUGAUCUCGCAGGGCAGGGGGCCUCCAUCAUGAUGCUCAACUCAGACACGGUGGAGCUGGACCUGCCUCCCACCCACUCCGAGACCGAGUCAGGCUUCAGCGACUGCGGGGGCGGGGCGGGCCCCGAUGGGGCUGGGCCUGGGGGUCCCGGAGGGGGCCAGGCCCGGGGCCUGGAGCCCGGAGAGCCCGGCCGGAAAGACCUGCAGCACCUGAGCCGGGAGGAGCGGCGGCGGCGGCGCCGGGCCACGGCCAAAUACCGCACGGCCCACGCCACGCGGGAGCGAAUCCGCGUGGAAGCCUUCAACCUGGCCUUCGCCGAGCUGCGCAAGCUGCUGCCCACGCUGCCCCCCGACAAGAAGCUGUCCAAGAUCGAGAUCCUGCGCCUGGCCAUCUGCUACAUCUCCUACCUGAACCACGUGCUGGACGUCUGA
This is a messenger RNA of Mirounga angustirostris (Northern elephant seal), 544 nucleotides long. It is a transcript of the gene NHLH1, whose product is annotated as nescient helix-loop-helix 1. The transcript has a single exon. Gene Ontology annotation, biological process: regulation of transcription by RNA polymerase II. Gene Ontology annotation, molecular function: RNA polymerase II cis-regulatory region sequence-specific DNA binding; DNA-binding transcription factor activity, RNA polymerase II-specific; protein dimerization activity. The record is from RefSeq and is a predicted model, not a curated record. NCBI's taxonomy places the organism in Eukaryota, Metazoa, Chordata, Mammalia, Carnivora, Phocidae. The coding region runs from base 143 to 544 and encodes 133 amino acids.